CAGGCCCACAGUUUGGGCCACAAUCAGCCACAGCCGCUGGGCUUUCCACCUGAUCGGUAGAGAGAGAAGCCUAAUAAACACCAAACAAAGAAGGAAAGGGAACGCGACGUGCAAGCUGAAGAAGAAGAAGAAGAAGACGAAGAAAGCUUGAGCAAGCUCUCAACGUGUUCGAAAAUUAAAAUAUUUACAGGAUGAUGUCCGGAGGCAACUACACAAGCCUCGACAACCAGAAAGUCUCUGGAUCCGUACCUGCUGUCUCAGAUCCAGGUCAUGUCGCCGUCAAGUUCUCCGAUUCGAGUCUUCAGACAUUUCCACCGUCCGAGACGCAGGGGAAGAUUUCGGGCAGAUCGCGCCCGCCCCGUGAUGCGGAUGAUACCUUUUCCAAACCUGUAUCUGGUUCUGAGGAGCCUCAGCAAAGUGGUUGGUUUAAGACAUUCACAGUUGCUGCUUACAAGCCCUACUUUGAUGUUGACACUUCAGAUGUUGUAGAGAGGAUUAAAGAUUCACUCUUCCCAUUCAGUGGAAGCUUUUCUGAAAAGACAGCUAGCAACCCAGACCUGUAUGGACCAUUCUGGAUAUGUACUACCUUGAUAUUUGUUGCAGCUUCGAUUGGAACAUUUGUUACAUACUUGGCACACAAGCUACAGAAAAAAGAAUGGGACUAUGACAUUAAUCUGGUGACUUGGUCUGCGGGUUUGUUCUAUGGUUAUGUGACAAUUGUUCCUCUAGGCUUGUAUGUAAUCCUCAAGUAUUUCUCAGCACCGUCCGGCCUCGUCCAGUUGUUUUGUCUUUAUGGCUACUCCCUCUUCAUCUUCGUUCCAGCCUUGUGUCUCUCUGUUGUGCCCUUGGAAUUGUUUCGUUGGGUGGUUGCAGGCAUUGCGGGGUUCAUGUCAGCUACAUUUGUGGCACUUAAUCUCCGAGCCCACAUUAAGUCAGCAGGUGAGAGGUGGUUCCUCAUAGUGGCCAUGAUCUUUCUACUGCAGCUGGCUUUGUCUGUGGUACUGAAGUUGUAUUUGUUCAAGGUCACAGUAUAGCAAGUAAAUUUGGUUUCUCACCAAGGUGGCUUGAACAAAUUGUAGAUCGCACAGAGAGAGCUUUUUGGUCCUUCGGGUUUUACAUUCAUCGAUUAAAGCCUACUUGUAUUCUUUCGUUUAUAGCAAAAUAAACUAGUGACAAUCUUCUUAUGUAAUCAUUUCAAGCAUUGUUUAUGAAGUGGACUGAAAAGUGGAAACAUGGAAGUAUAAAUGUCAAACAUCAUGUUUAGUUUGCUGAUGGAAUAGGUGUAGGAAAGAAAUGACAUAAAAAUUUAUAUGAGAAGCAUGACAAAAUGAAGUUAUAAA
Malania oleifera is the source of this 1340-nucleotide messenger RNA. RefSeq lists its product as uncharacterized. Gene Ontology annotation, cellular component: membrane; Golgi apparatus. The record is from RefSeq and is a predicted model, not a curated record. The transcript is spliced from 6 exons. NCBI's taxonomy places the organism in Eukaryota, Viridiplantae, Streptophyta, Magnoliopsida, Santalales, Ximeniaceae. Gene Ontology annotation, biological process: vesicle-mediated transport. The coding region runs from base 192 to 1034 and encodes 280 amino acids. Gene Ontology annotation, molecular function: small GTPase binding.